Molecule: messenger RNA, 1708 nt
Organism: Solanum tuberosum (potato)
Lineage: Eukaryota; Viridiplantae; Streptophyta; Magnoliopsida; Solanales; Solanaceae
Product: G-box-binding factor 4-like
Exons: 3
Coding region: 267-1103 (278 amino acids)
Biological process (GO): positive regulation of DNA-templated transcription
Cellular component (GO): nucleus
Molecular function (GO): DNA-binding transcription factor activity
Source: RefSeq, a predicted model, not a curated record
UUUUUCCAUUUUAGGCAAAAAAGGAAGCCAGAACCCUCUUCUUCUCCUUCUAUCUCUCCUUGCCAAUUCUGGAACUCCAUUUUUGAAAAUCCCACUUUUCUCCCUCAAAUCCCCAAAACCCCCUAAUUAUUCGAAACCCUAGGCAUUUCUCUUCUCCCCAUCGCACAUUACACAACACAAUCAUCACCUACACAAACCUCUAUGUAUAUACACAUUUGAUGAUUUGAUCCAACCAGAACAAUUUUACGAUUUUGCCCCGCCGGAAAAUGGCGUCAACGAAGCUGAUGGCUUCAUCGGCCUCGCGAAAUUCCGAUCGAAGGACAUCGUCGGCUGCCUCGUCGUCUUCAUCCUCUACGAUACCGAAUGAUUUGCACAAUCAGCAGUAUUCGAAUAACGGGAGUAAUAAUAGUAGUAAUUUGGAGGCGACUUCCAUGACGGUUGAUGGAAUUUUCCGUAAUGUGUAUGGGGAAGGUCAGGGGACGGAGACUAAUACUUUGUUGAAUGCAAAUAUUACGUUACUUGAUGCUGUUGGAGCGAUAACGCCGAUCAGUGAUUCCGAGACAGCGACGGUGAGUGGGGUACCUUUGGUUAGGAGGACGGUGGAUGAUGUGUGGAGGGAAAUUGUGGAGGGGAAGAGGGAGCAGAGAAGAGCGGAAGUUGCCGGCUGUAAGGAGGAGGCAGUGGAUGAAAUCAUGACGCUGGAGGAUUUUCUGGUGAAAGCUGGAGCAGUUGAGGAGGAGGCACUGGCUGGGCAGGGGCCAGUGCAAGGUGAGGUGAAGGUUGAACUAGGAACUGAGAGGUUGAGUGGUGGAAUUUUUGCAUUUGAUUCCCCAUACAUGGCCACACCGCAGCAGAGCGUGCAAGGAUAUGGAAAUGGAAUGGAUGUGAUUGGAGGUGGGAGAGGGAAGAGGAAAACCAUUUUGGAACCUUUAGAUAAGGCGACUCUGCAGAGGCAGCGGAGGAUGAUUAAGAACAGAGAGUCAGCUGCCCGGUCUAGAGAGCGGAAACAGGCUUAUCAAGUGGAACUUGAGUCAAUAGCAGUUAGAUUAGAGGAGGAGAAUGAACAGCUGUUGAAAGAGAAGGUGAACAAGGAGAAUGGUUGAGGAGGGGAAAGUCUUCCUUAUGUGAACUUGAUGAAAAUCAAUCUUCAUGACUUUUGGUAAAAAAAAGAUGAGCACUUUAUUAUAAAAACAUUCCCAAGUAAAAAGAAAAAUUGAGAGUGGGAUUCUCCAGUAGUGCUGCAGGUGCAGGAUGCUACUUCUAAGAGGAUGAUAUAGUGAUAUUUUGUUUCAUCUAUUCCAAAGAUUUUAGUUCAAAGUAUGAUCUUUCUGAUGGACUAUAUCCUACCAUCUGGAUUGUCGUGCUUAUCAAUCAUUUACAAGUACUUAUUGUGGCAAAUUGUUGGUUACAGUUCUCGAAGGGAAUUGAGUAUUAUUAUUUGCAAAAAACAAAAAAAAAAACCAUAUUUUUUGUCUUGUGUUCUCGAUGGCUGUAUGUCAUAGUAAAAACACGCUUUUAUGUUAGGAUGUUCUAUAUAAACUUGUAAGUCAUAUGAAAUGGUGGCAAAGGAAAUGUCAUAAUUUCUAUUUAAGGGUCGUUUCACGAACUAGUUAUGUAGGGACUACAAUACAAGGAUCGUAAUGCGACAAUUAAUAUGUAGAGCUUGUUAUGGGAUGAAUAAUGCAGGGAUUUUCCUACAAUGAAUAAU